AUGGAUAAGGAUGCUUCGACUGGUGGUGGAGGCAAGGUAUUUGAUCAUGUUGAUGAUUCUGGUGAUGCUGUGUUUUCUGGUUUGGGGAAUUUAUCUUCUAAUAUGACAGAUGAUGCUGAUGAGUCAGCUGACAAGACUAUAAGAGAAUCUCUGGAUUUGCUGAACCAGGAUUUUGCUGCAUAUUCUGCUGACAGUUUACCGCGUUUCUUAGAUCCCCCAGUAUUUGACAGGACUCCUGCUGUUGAGAAGGGUAACAUGGGCAGCCCUGUUUUUGAUUAUACUCCUCUGCGGCAAGUUCUUGAAUCUGAAUCAGUUGAAGCUACACCUGUGAUGGAAGAAACCCAAUCUCAGUCUGUGGCUGGUACUCAAAUAGUUACUCAGGAUUAUAUGGUUGAAGAACAGCUUGCGAAGGAAAAGGAGAGACAAGCUGCUAAAUUAGCUCAGCACCAGGAGAAAUUGACUACAUAUUACCGGAAAUACCCUGCGAAAGCAAAGUCUGCUAAGGGUAAUGCCCACACGUGA
Messenger RNA from Lolium perenne, 522 nucleotides. The record is from RefSeq and is a predicted model, not a curated record. NCBI's taxonomy places the organism in Eukaryota, Viridiplantae, Streptophyta, Magnoliopsida, Poales, Poaceae.